UCUUACUCUUUCUGUGGUGACUUCAGUUUUCAUUCUUCUUUUACCUCUUCUCCUUGUACAUAGCACCAAUGCCAAACAUAAUAUAUCAUCCAAACUCACUCAGAGGGAGAGACAAUAUUCUCUCGGCAUAAUCAUUUUUGAUUAUCAACUUACUCUUUCACAUUUCCCAUUGCUAGAAAGAAUCUCAUUUCUUUUGAUGGGUUGUUUCCAGUCCAAAGAUGCUGAUCAUGUGAUCACUUCUCCUGAUCAUCCAUCAGUUCAGCACCAAUUAGAAUCAGUAACUGAGGACCAAGUGGAGCAGGAGAGUCAGGUACCAUGUUUCAAACGCUUUGCAUUACGUGAACUGUACGAUGCAACAAAUGGGUUUAGUGGCAAAUGCAUUGUCCCUGGAGGUGAGAUGCAAGCUCUCAAUCUGGUUUACGGAGGAAUGAUCGAAGGCACUGGUCUCGUCGCCAUCAAGCGACUCUCUAAAUUGACUUGGCCUGAUGCUCAGCAGUUUGUGAAUCAGGCGACUGCUGUUGGAAAUCUUAGGUCCAAGAGAUUGGUCAAUCUGCUUGGUUAUUGCGUUGAAGGAGGCGAGAGAUUGUUGGUGGCUGAGUAUAUGCCCUAUGGUACUCUCUCAAAGCAUCUUUUUCAUUGGAACAGACAGGAAAUUCCUUGGGAAAUGCGUGUUCGAGUUGCAUAUUAUAUCGCACAAGCACUUGAUUACUGCAACAUUGAAAACCAAAAGAUCUAUCAUGAUUUAAGUGCAUCCAGAAUCCUCUUUGAUGAGGACGGUGAUCCUCGUCUAUCAACGUUUGGUCUUAUCAAGAACAGUAGAUACGGAACAAGAUAUAGCACUAACUUGACUUACACUCCACCAGAGUUUUCAGAAACAGGUAUAAUCAUUCCUGAAAGUGUGAUUUACCAUUAUGGAAAUGUUCUUAUAGAACUUGUGAGCGGCAAACACAUUCCACCGAACCAUGCUUUUGAUAUCAUAAUGGAGAAAAAUGCGAUGCUACUCAUGGAUUCAUCACUUGAAGGGAGAUUUGAGAGUGAAGACGCGACUAAGCUUCUUAAUCUUGCUUCAAAAUGUCUUCAAAAGAACCCGGAAGAUCGACCUGAUACUGAAUCUCUUGUCUCUGCAGCAGCACCACUACAAAAAUUGGAAGAGAUUUCAUCUCAUUUCUUGAUGGGUCUGCCUAAGAAUCCAGUGUUACUACCAUCCAUGCCUUCUCCUCUCAGAAAGGCUUGUUCUCGGAUGGACCGCGCUUAACUGGUUUAAACAAAGAACU
Brassica oleracea var. oleracea is the source of this 1274-nucleotide messenger RNA. Its product is annotated as probable serine/threonine-protein kinase At4g35230. The transcript is spliced from 7 exons. NCBI's taxonomy places the organism in Eukaryota, Viridiplantae, Streptophyta, Magnoliopsida, Brassicales, Brassicaceae. The coding region runs from base 197 to 1255 and encodes 352 amino acids. The record is from RefSeq and is a predicted model, not a curated record. Gene Ontology annotation, biological process: brassinosteroid mediated signaling pathway; protein phosphorylation. Gene Ontology annotation, molecular function: ATP binding; protein kinase activity.